Molecule: messenger RNA, 477 nt
Organism: Amoebophrya sp. A25
Lineage: Eukaryota; Dinophyceae; Syndiniales; Amoebophryaceae
Source: the annotation of a GenBank genome assembly
CUAACAAGCUUUUAGCAGAUUACGGCGUUUGUGCAGCUUACAAAUCGUACAAGUUGGACGAGUUCCAGAAUAUUCAAUCCUACUACGAUCCUCGCGUGGGACAGGGUCUAGAAGGUAGGGUCGCUCUGCAGCGGUCUUUCUCGUUGCAAUGGCUACUCCCAACACUGAAGGAAACGUUGCAAGAAGGGGAAAAGAAACCGGUAGAAUACUAUUUGUACAAUCAGAGGAUGAAGUUGCUGUGGAUACUAUAUGACAAAUACAAGAGAUAUAGUACAAACUAGAACUAACUUCCAUACAAUAUCUACACCAAGAACAAGCUAAGCAAGAAUCGCAUUCGGGUUUUGUUAAGAACUAGUAAUGCUUGUUCUCAAUGUUUGUCACUUGGCAGUUCUACGAGAAGGUCAUUCAAGGCCAACUUUCUAAUUCUUUUCAUCAAUUCAUCCUACCUCGACCAUCUGCUAGGUAACAGAAACUGUC